Didymodactylos carnosus is the source of this 711-nucleotide messenger RNA. The record is from the annotation of a GenBank genome assembly. NCBI's taxonomy places the organism in Eukaryota, Metazoa, Rotifera, Eurotatoria, Philodinida, Philodinidae.
AUGGGAACUGUUUUCCGAAUAGAAUCGAUUGAAGAAUUAUAUAACCAAAUUUGGUAUAUCACAUUAACUGUUAGUGACGAAAUAGAUGCCGAUAUAAACUGGCUAGUUGAUCGCUGUCAGAAAGAACUCAGUGACACUCAGAUCACUCUACAAACGUUAGGAGUUUUCUUCGCCGAAUUAGGCAAAUUCGAUCAGGCCGAAUCCUACUAUAAACUGCUGAUUACCGAUGAAUCGUUGACACCGCCUGAAAUUACUCGUAUUCAUAAUUACCUGGGACUGGUUUACAGCAAGAAAGACAAUCCCGAGAAAGCACUAUAUCACUACAAGAUUGCUCUAGAGCGAAGUACACAGGCCGGACCGACGGGAACGAGAGAUACAAAUAUAUUGAAGAAGCUUCCACUUCUGCUAAAAGAACCAUCCGACGAAAAUUCGCCUCGUACGAACCUUGAUUGUUUCUACGCACGAUCUGACAAUUAUGACGAGGCGCUCAGCUAUUUUGAAGGAUCGCGUCAGUCUCACCCGAAAGACAGCGAAUUUCAUAACAACAUUGGUUCGGUAUAUUAUCAUAGAAAUGACUACGAUAAAGGAUUAAAACAUUUUCGGAAAGCUCUUGAAAUUGGAUUAAAUGAAUUUGACAACAGAGAUCCGGCGCUUCUUCGGUAUUCAAAUAAUAUUGCUCUUGCCCUUAGCCAUAUUAAUGCAAUGGCAUAG